This is a messenger RNA of Haliaeetus leucocephalus (bald eagle), 834 nucleotides long. RefSeq names its product olfactory receptor 51V1-like. NCBI's taxonomy places the organism in Eukaryota, Metazoa, Chordata, Aves, Accipitriformes, Accipitridae. Gene Ontology annotation, cellular component: membrane. Gene Ontology annotation, molecular function: olfactory receptor activity. The record is from RefSeq and is a predicted model, not a curated record. Gene Ontology annotation, biological process: G protein-coupled receptor signaling pathway.
AUGCUGUUCAGCCCAACAGCCAUCUGGGGGCUGGAGGUUUCCCAUGUCUGGCUCUCUAUCCCUUUUACUCACGUCUACAUUGCAUCACUUGUAGGGAACUGCACAAUCCUUGUCAUCGGGACUGAUCUGAGCUCCCACGAGCUCGUAUGCUGUUUCCUGUCCAUCACUGAUUUGGGUUUGUCUCUCUCAAGUUUCAGAGCCUGUUUUGUUCAGCUUUACUUUAAUUCCUUCUCCUUCAUGGAGUCCUCUGUGCUUCUGGUCAUGCCCUUUCAUCACUGUGCGGCCAUCUGCUACCUGCUGAGAUACUCCUCUGUCCUCACCAGUGCCAGGAUAGGCAGGAUUGGUCUGGCUGCUCUAAUGGUCUCUUGCACGCUUUCUUGUCUACACCAGGAUAUCAUCAGGGUGGCUCAGUCACAUUUAUGUGACAUUUAUGAGACUGCGGCAUUUAUGGCUCAAGUGUUUGCUCUUUCCUCAAUGGCUUUAGACUCACUGUUACUUGUUCUGUUGUACAUCAUGAUCCUUAAGACUGUCUUGAGUAUUGCAUCCAAGAAGGAGCAGUCCAGGGCCUUGAACACUUGCACUUCCCACGUCUGUGCUAUCCUAAUCUUUGACAUCACAGUGAUCAGUCUGUCCAUGAUUCACAAGUCUGGAAAAAGUGCUUCUCCCACUGCUCACAUCCUCAUCGCUAACAUCUGCUUGCUGGUCCCACUGAUGAGCCUGAUCGUGUACAGUGUGAAAACCAAACAGAUCUGUACCCGAACCACCAGAAAGCUUCAAGAAGCCAGAUGUGACUCCACAGUCAUGCUGUGAGCUGCAUCAGAGCUGAGUGGUCUG